Pleurotus ostreatus (oyster mushroom) is the source of this 2163-nucleotide messenger RNA. RefSeq lists its product as uncharacterized. Gene Ontology annotation, cellular component: telomerase holoenzyme complex. The transcript is spliced from 3 exons. Gene Ontology annotation, biological process: nuclear-transcribed mRNA catabolic process, nonsense-mediated decay. The coding region runs from base 1 to 2163 and encodes 720 amino acids. Gene Ontology annotation, molecular function: telomerase RNA binding; protein binding; telomeric repeat DNA binding. The record is from RefSeq and is a predicted model, not a curated record. Lineage: Eukaryota; Fungi; Basidiomycota; Agaricomycetes; Agaricales; Pleurotaceae.
AUGGCGCGAACCGUCGAGCCUGAAGCUAUACUCGAAGCAACGAUCCACUAUCAUGCCCCUUCCUGGGAAGCCGCGAAACCACCACCUCAACCUCGUCUACAUGGCCGGCCGAUGCCUAGGCCGAAAGCCUCUUGGGAUAACGUAUCUUCCUCAUCCGCAUCUUCAUAUGCUGCUUCUACCUCAUCGUCAUCGUUUACAUUGUCGUCUGACUCCACGGGAAGUUCGUCGGCACCUUCUGCCCUUUUCGACGGCCAAAGCAAGCCGAGCAGUCAUACGAGUAGCAGCACGUUUAGUUCGCAACUGAAGGCUCUGUAUCGCACGAUAAAAGAGUUGGAGGCUCGAAUCAAAGGGGAUGUGCCAGGAGAUGCCAGCCAGGGUAGUAUGGGGACAACAGUUGAGGAGUUCGAGCGGGAGAGUUGGCGAACACGAAUAGCCGAUCACAAGAGGUUAGCAGACACGAUAUACAAUAUUCUCGAAAUGACCCUUGCUCCUGGUGUACCCGCGUCCCUUCGCUCCAUACCCACGAAAUACAACCUCAUCUCUUGCUUGUGGAAUACUGGCUUCCACCACCUCCUCGAAUCACUUCGCCGCGCAUCCUUUACUUCACUCCUCGCUCUCGAGCACCUGCAAGAUUUCAUAUAUUACGCCUACACAUUCUACACAGGCGUGUACGAAGAGCGAACGCUAGGAGGCUUCAAGAGUGACUGGCUUGAAGCUCUCGGCGACUUGGCGCGGUAUCGGACCAUCGUAGCGACGAUGGUGCAAAGCAAUUUUGGCCAUGGAGCUCUUUUGACUGCGGCCGCACUUUCGGGGGUUCCUGGGAGCGUGAGCCACCCCGCAGGCGCAGAAGCGAGUAGCGAUAUCAAUUCUCAGGAGCCUAGUAUUGGUGUUGCGGCAGCACGAUUACUGGAGGUCUUACCGGAGAAAGAGCGGUGGCGGAAAACGGCACAAGGGUGGUAUGGCAAAGGGAUUGCAGAUACACCUGGAAAUGGCCGUCUACACCAUUGUCUCGCCCUUCUUUCUCAAGAAGUCGAAGGUGAAGAACUGCGGACGAUUUAUCAUUUCGUCAAGAGCAUGACCGCCCUUCAUCCGUUUCUCGCGUCCCGUGAGGCUGGAAUCCUCCCCAUAUGGUCUGCCGAAUUGCAAGCCCGCCGACUUCUCCCUGGUGCUGGCGUUUCCGACCUCUUUGUACUCAUCCACGGCAUGCUCUUCACGGCAAGCCAGCUGUGCGACUUUGAGACUACACUUGUCCGAUUCCUGGAGAAACUAGCGGUGGAUGGCGCGGAAGACAAGGAAUGGAUCAUGAUGGCUGUUGUCAAUAUCGGGGCCGUCCUCGAAUAUGGUAAACCUGAGGGCACCUUAAAGCAGGCGGGGGUUUCAAAUGCGGAAGAUUUUCCCCCUCAACCUCAGAGUACGGCGAGGAAAGACCAGAUGGACGUCGACGACAUCAAUUUCCCAAUAACUGAUCCGGAAGCGAAGCCCCCCGUUACCUUCUCACUCGCUGCUCAAUUAAUGUCUGCCAUGCUCUCCCAAGUCCUCCGUAAUCCCAUCCGACGAGACGUUCCAAAUCCUUAUCUCACCGUCCUCCUCACCUUUCUGGCAACGAUCUUGAAGAACGAAAAGGCAUUGAAACUACUCAAACCCUAUAUCCCUUGGUCAGACCUCGCUAAUUUCUUUUCAAACAUACCGAGCCACGUCACCGAGAAGGUGCUAUGCACUGGGGAGCGAUGGUCCAUGCUAACCAGCAAAUGUGCGCCCCUUCGAGAAGAUUGGUGUAUCAGAGCGAUGGCAUGGGUUGGUCGCAAAGUCUUCGAGCGUGGCUAUUGGUCCAAAGAGGAAGAAAGGGCCGCGGAGCUUGAGCUCCUAGACGACAUGGACGGUCGCAUCGGGGACAGUUCCACAACGAGGUUUAGCCUGUCCGAUGCCCGGUGGACUCGAAUUGUCAGAUGCGCAGUCGGCAUCGCUAAUCUCGUGGACGACUUUUCGUGGGUGGAUAGCACAAGACAAUGCCGAGUGGACAGGCUACUCGCUGAGAAAUUCCAACGAGGCGAGGGGCUCGGUUACAAUGAACAGGGACAAGAGGGAUAUGGAAUAGGUCGACGAUGGGAUGGUUCCAUGGAUGUCGACGAGGAGCUUGGAACGUUCCUGACUACCCAGAGAUAG